CAAAUACGAGGUGCUUUAUUAAAACGUUAGUUUUUAGACAAAACAUGGACGCUAAAUCCUUUGGGUGGUGGGAGGGAAUAAACGACGUUUCUGUGAUGGUAUGACUUGUGAAUUACGUUAACCGCGUAGGGUCGUUUUUUUCUAGUGAAAAGCUGUUAUAGUGGUGAAUACUAUAGUAUAUGAGUUGAUAUAGUAGUGUAUUCUUAUUUGGUGAAUAUAGUGUAUUCUUGACAGGACACGUCUCAUUCAUCCAUCGCACCAGAGGGCGGUCUGCUGCAGGAGUCCGACUCUAUUCAAUAAUAUACACACAAUAAUUAUUUUCCAGAAUAACCUUUUCCUUUAAGUGCAAGCCUAGACAAAAUGGUCCACUAUUUACUGUUUCAAUUAUUUCUAAGAUAUAUUCAAAUGCACGUUUUGCUCUUUGGUUUUUACAAUACUAUAUUCCAUAUACGUGAGAUUAGAGAAGCGUAUAGUGCGAAUUAAAGCACUUUUGGUGAGCUAGGUUUAUGUAGGGGUUGUUUCUAGUUAGCAGCAACGAUGGCUGACUGCAGCACUAGGGUGCUGACUUCUGAUUGGGUACAGAACGCUUACUCAAGUGAAGAUCUUCUGAGUGUGGAUGCUUCUGAGUGUCUACUUGGAGUAUGUGGGGUAGCAGACGAAGAGGAAUCCUCUUCAGCGAGUGUGGAGAAUGGAACCUGGGACCCCUUUGGAAUGGACCAAGUUACGAUGAUCAGAAUAGAGGGCACGCAUCCAGAGUGGUGCCAGGAGGUGAGAGGCGAUGGCGUCGACCACGACACCGACAGGCUGGAGGCAUCGUACGCCCUGCCCUCGGAGGACCAGGGCACACACUUUAUGGGUGAGGGGAUGACAGUGGGAGACUCCAUGGAGGAGCUGGAGGAGCCCCUCGUAGGGUAUGCUGACCUGGCGACGGAGGGGGACAGUUAUGAGUUCCAGUGUCCAACCGCAGAGGAGUCCAAGCCUCCCACAGGCAGGGAACACCUGCGUCGGCCCUUGGCUAAAAAGAACGGAAAGUACGGCGCGCCGUUGCGGCAGAGGCGGCCGGACGCCGACAGCACGGCCUGUGAAGACCUCCAAAGCUCACAGAGCCCGACCAGCGGCGGAGGGAUCGCCAGCGAGGCGCACAGGACGGACCCGAGGACCAAGGCGGUGGUGUGCGGCCUUUGUCCGCCGCCGGGCAAGGUGUUUAAGAACAUGGCGGGCUUCUCCGUGCACCUGAAACAGCUGCACCACAACGGCUUGGGGAAGAGCUUCUUCUGCGGCAUGUGCCAGAAGCACUGCCGUAACCAGCUGGUCCUGGACGACCACGUACGGCGGCACGCCAGCAAGGCGGCCGUCUUCCAGUGCCCCCUGUGCUCCUUCAAGGCCCCCGGCAAGAUCAGGAAGAGAGGGGUCAAGGGUCGCUUCGGGAUCAGGGUCCACUUUGAGAAGGAGCACCCGGGGAUUGUUCCCGAGUGCAAGAUCUGCGAGAAGGACUUCCGGAACUUGGACUCGUACCUGAAGGACCAGGUCAGGCACAUCGGGGUCACUCCGUUCUACUGCCCCGAGUGCCAGAUCUACGAGAUGACAGAGAGGGGCCUGCUGGUGCAUAUGAGGAACCACAACAAGGAGAAGGGGCGUGGGCAGGGGGAGAGGGAGGAGGUGGGAGAGGAAUCCCCCACAGGGGGCUUAGACUGUUACUGACAUUACAAUGUGAUGUUAGUGAGUCCCUCAGACCCAGGACAGACGCCAGGAGAUAUGCUCUGACAUCAUCUGUCCCAAUAGUAGGGCUGAACGAUUAAUCGAAUCGAGGAACUUAAUAAAUUAUAAAAAUCACACAUUAAAUCGCAAUCGCAAUAUUGGUACAAAUAAUUGCAAUUCGAUUAUUUCCCCAAAUCGUUCAGCCCCACCCAAUAGCCUUACAAAAGUGACUUUUCACUUUGGAGUUUGCACUAUUAUUUAUUUACUGUCUUACAUACCUACCUACACACUUACUAUGUAUGUACUUAGUACAUACGUAAAAACAUACGUCCUAAUGCAACUGGUUCGGGCAAAUAAUGGUCCAUCAGUCAGCUGAAGCCAUAUCUUAAGGACAUACAUUUUGCACCUUUUAUUUUAUUUCAUUUCAUCCUUUGUGUUGGCCCCUCAAAUAAGCUUUGUUCCUAAUUGCUUUAGGUCUUUGGUUUUGUGGCGUCAAUGAUGCAGUCUGAGUGUUUUCAAUGGAGAUGUCCAUUACUGUUUGACCAGCUCAAGUUUAUUGACCAGUUGAUGUUUUUUCCACUCAGUUCUGUUGAGUGGUUUGGUUUUGUAAUUGUAACUUAUGGCGGUUGCCUGGUCGGUUUUCUAUGCCGGUUCAUGUUUUUGAUAUGGGUUUGUACCUUCCAUUUAUUUUUCUUUAAGAUAGCACUUUGACUUUAGCACAUCACACUACAACGUUUUGUAAUGUAGUAUUGACAAUUUGGCCCUAAAACUAAAAUGAUAUUAUUGUUCAGCCCUAAUAUGACUGGACCAAGAAAGGGUGUACCGGAUGCAAGAGUUCAUCGUUCAAUUUCCAAGCUUAAAGCUAAUGGGAAUUGAACUUCUAAGUCGGGCAGGUGGAGACGAUGUAGGGAUUUAAUGUUGCCUUUUUCCCCUUAAGCUUCAUUGUACACAGCCCCUCAAACUUAAAAUAAUGUUUUUUUGUCCUUUGUCAUUUUGCACCUUUGAAGCCUUAAUAAAGGUUUUUUCAUAUUUAACUACAUAUAAAUAGUUCUGAAUGAUGAGAAGAAAUGACUUGACCAAUUAUACAUUUAUCAACUUCCUUCAGUGGUUAUCCGAAAUUAGAUUUUCUGCCCAUUAUUAGCAUUCCACAUCCUUCUCCCACAAUAAUCACUUGAUAAAAUCGGUUAAUGCAUUAUUAUAACAUUAAUAACAGAACACCAUUCAGUGUUGGCGCAGUGGAGGCUUGCUUGGGUCUUUCUCUUUUCUGGCCAGGUGGGAAAUCCUGGUUCCUGCUCAGGUCAUUCGGUGACGGCCAGAACAAUGGUAAUAUAAAAGCACUUGAAAACAAACUAUAUUUAUUGAUUUGUUCCUUGGAACCCAGGUUUAAUGAAAAGGAAAAACAACUCCAAAACAACAUUUGAAGUGAAAAUUCAGAAGCACUCCUUGUAAGUGUGGGCCCUUUCAAGGCACAAGAUAUUUGAAAUUGAAUAAGCUGGUCAAUAAAACAACAUUUCCUAUUUUUUGUCAAAGACCUUUUUUUAUUUUCAAUACAAAGUCUGACUCUCACUGCAGAUAUAAAAAUGGAGAGUUCGACUAGCAGCAGGGCUAAAUAAAAUACACAAAGUGGUGUGUGAACCUCUGGAGGUCAAAUGAGCGAUGUAGGGGAACACAAGUUAGCCCCAAAGGGAGAAAAAGAAAUUCCUCUAUUCAUAGUCAACGAGAAAGAAAAAAAUCAUUCAACAAUCAUUACUUACACUCCUUCCCCAAAUAUGUACACUAAAUGAUGAUUGAGGUGAAGAUGCUAUGCACAUUAUAUACCCUAUUAUUUAUAUAUAUUUAUAAAAUAAAUUUGCAAAGAAAUUUUAUUUUUUUUGUUUUUCUCCCAUGUUAUACAGAUACAUCCCUUUAUGUUACCAAACAUUCAAAUGACUUACAGAGAGUGAGCGAGGCUUGAGAUUACCACAGCAUUAGGUUUGAUGCAUUUUAUCUAACCAAUAAGCUUAGCUAUUAAGCAGGAGGGAGUUCUUGAAGUCCAAGACAUAGUUGGGUCUUCGCUAACCGGAUCUAGGUUGGCAUGAGCCAUGGAUUGAUUGUCUGCUCAGAAUACAAUGGCUGCUAUGUCUCAGACUGUGGGAGCUUUGCCCAGUAGCAUAGGCACAGACAGGUCCAGGACUGGGUUACAGUAAUGGUAGAUUAAACGUGGUAAGGCUGGCAUAAUUCUGUGAUUUCGUUAUUGCUACAAAUCACCUGUGGAAACGACCCCAGAACUGCAAUGUUUUGAUGCUGCGUACAAGGACUGUGUUUACGGUAAGUGCCAUAGACUUCCACUGUGGUCUACAAACACAUUGAAACAUAUAACAUAGCCUCACUGUCAACAUAGGUCACAGCUGUUUGGAGUGCCCUUGAGCAAGAUCCUGAAUCCCACAGUCGUUUUAAGGGAGGUCCCUUUGUCCUAUGGUCUACUGACCAGUGUAGGGAUGUGCGUGAAAUGUGGAUUUUUCCCUCAGGGUUUACCUACAACAUUCAAGUCAUUCUAAUUAGUUAGUGGGUCAACUAUAAGUGGACUCCUGUCUCCUGCUAAUCAAGUCGAUAAGCUUUAUAGCUAUUUGAUGAUGAUGAUGAUGAUGAUGAUACCUUAAGGACCCAUCACUGCUACACAUUCAGCUGUUUGACAGACAGGAGUUUGGAAGGUUACAACUUAGCGGGAGAUUGCAACGAGAGGAAUUUCAACAUCAUUCCUAAUACCAACAGGAACACCAUACAACGUGCAACAGCAUGUGCCUUAAAACAAAUUCAUAAUCCUAGAGAGAGCGCCACACAGUGUACUCCUGCAGUCACACACACACACA
Gadus morhua (Atlantic cod) is the source of this 4547-nucleotide messenger RNA. RefSeq names its product zinc finger protein 572. The coding region runs from base 538 to 1701 and encodes 387 amino acids. The record is from RefSeq and is a predicted model, not a curated record. Gene Ontology annotation, cellular component: nucleus. Gene Ontology annotation, biological process: regulation of transcription by RNA polymerase II. Gene Ontology annotation, molecular function: sequence-specific DNA binding; DNA-binding transcription factor activity, RNA polymerase II-specific. The transcript has 2 exons. NCBI's taxonomy places the organism in Eukaryota, Metazoa, Chordata, Actinopteri, Gadiformes, Gadidae.